GAAGUGAGGCGGAAGCACAUUCGUCUGCACAUGGAAGGCGCACUGACCGCCCGGGACAAGGUCGGGGUCCAGGAUUUUGUGCUGUUGGAUGCGUACACCAGCGAAUCUGCUUUUCUGGACAAUCUUCGCAAGCGUUUCAGCGAGAACCUCAUCUAUACAUAUAUUGGGACCCUCCUUGUGUCUGUGAACCCAUACCAGGAGCUUGGAAUCUACACUGUGAGCCAGAUGGAACUUUAUCAAGGGGUCAAUUUCUUUGAACUGCCACCACAUGUCUACGCCAUAGCUGACAACGCUUACCGCAUGAUGUGCUCUGAGCUAAAUAACCACUUCAUCCUCAUUUCCGGAGAGAGCGGGGCAGGGAAAACGGAGGCCUCCAAGAAGAUUCUCCAGUAUUUUGCAGUGACCUGCCCCAAGACCGAGUCACUACAGAUAGCUCGUGACAGACUGCUGCUCUCCAACCCAGUGCUGGAGGCUUUUGGAAAUGCCAAAACACUCCGGAAUGACAACUCCAGCAGAUUUGGAAAAUACAUGGACAUACAGUUUGACUUUAAGGGCAUUCCCGUAGGCGGGCAUAUCAUCAGUUACUUGAUAGAAAAGUCUCGAGUCAUCUAUCAAAAUCAGGGUGAGCGGAAUUUCCACAUCUUCUACCAGCUGCUAGAGGGUGGAGAGGAGGAGCUCCUUGCUUACCUGGGACUUGAGCGAGACCCCCAGCUGUAUAAAUACCUCUCACAGGGUCAUCGUGCCAAAGAGUCAUCUAUUAACGACAAGAAUGACUGGAAAACUGUUUCCAAUGCCUUUUCUGUCAUCGAUUUUACUGAAGAUGACCUUGAGAAUCUCUUUGGAAUUAUUGCCAGUGUCCUGCACCUGGGGAACAUCUGUUUUGAAGAGAACCAGCAAGGCUGUGCUUCCAUACCAGACACCCACGAGAUCAAGUGGAUCGCCAAGCUCCUAGGGGUCCACCCAGGGGUCCUUCUGGAAGCUCUCACCCAUAGAAAGAUUGAAGCCAAGAUGGAGGAGGUGAUAUGCCCGUUGACGCUAGAACUCUCUGCCUGUGCUAGAGAUGCAAUGGCAAAGGCUGUUUAUGGGCGGACAUUUACUUGGCUGGUCAACAAAAUCAAUUCCUCCUUAGGGAACAAGGAUUUUACUGGGAAAACGGUGAUCGGAUUGCUGGAUAUCUAUGGGUUUGAAGUCUUCGACAAGAAUGGUUUUGAACAGUUCUGUAUAAAUUACUGCAAUGAGAAACUCCAGCAACUAUUAAUUGAGAGAACCCUAAAAGCGGAACAGGCAGAAUAUGAAAUGGAAGGUAUAGAGUGGGAGCCAAUUCAGUAUUUCAACAACAAGAUCAUCUGCGAUUUGGUAGAAGAGAGACACAAGGGAAUCAUUUCCAUUCUGGAUGAGGAGUGUAUUCGUCCUGGUCCUGCUACAGACUUGAGUUUCCUGGAGAGGCUGGAAGAGAAAGUGGGCAAACAUGCACACUUCCAAACCCGCAAGCUGGCGGGUCAAAAGGGCCGAAAGAGGAUUGGCUGGAUGGAGUUCCGGCUCUUCCACUACGCGGGAGAGGUCACGUACUGCACCAAGGGAUUCUUAGAAAAAAACAAUGAUCUCCUCUAUAGACAUCUGAAAGAAGUGCUGUGCAGGUCCAAAAACAGAAUCCUGAAGGAAUGCUUCCUGGUGGCCGAGUUAGAAAACCGGAGAAGGCCACCAACAGUGGGGACUCAGUUUAAAAACAGUCUGAGCAGCCUUCUGGAAAUCCUCAUCUCUAAAGAACCUUCGUACAUCCGUUGCAUCAAGCCCAAUGAGAGUAAAGAACCCAGCAAGUUUGACGACUUGCUCAUAAGGCAUCAGGUCAAGUACCUGGGGCUGCUGGAGCACCUGCGGGUGAGACGGGCCGGCUUUGCGUACCGACGGAAGUACGAGCAUUUCUUGCAAAGAUACAAGUCGUUGUGUCCAGACACGUGGCCGCACUGGCACGGGCCUCCAGCAGAGGGCGUAGAGCGGCUGAUCGAGUACAUUGGCUACAAACCCGAGGAGUACAAGUUAGGGAGAACCAAAAUCUUCAUUCGCUUCCCCAGAACUCUGUUUGCUACUGAAGAUGCCUUUGAAUUUAGUAAACAUCAAUUAGUUGCGAGAAUCCAAGCUACAUACAAAGGCUGCCUAGAAAGGAAAGCGUACGUGAGAAAGAGACAAGCAGCCAUUAAACUCGAAGCCCACUGGCGUGGAGCCCUGGCUCGGAAGGAGGCCAAAAGGAGAAAGUGGGCGGUGCAGAUUAUAAGAAAGUUCAUAAAGGGAUUCAUCAAUCGCAACAAGCCCCUCUGUCCUGACAACAGGGAGUUCGUCGUGUUCGUGAGGAAGAAUUACAUCCUGAAUCUCCGGUAUCACGUCCCAAAGAACAUCUUGGACAAGAGCUGGCUGAGGCCUCCUGGCAUCUUGGAAAAUGCAUCGGAUCUGCUCAGGAAAAUGUGCACAAGGAACCUGGUCCGCAAGUACUGCCGUGGGAUCACAGCCGAGAGGAAAGCCCUGAUGCAGCAAAAGGUGGUCACAAGUGAAAUAUUCAGGGGGAAGAAGGAAGGCUACGCAGAAAGCAUAAAUCAACCCUUUGCCAACAGUCGAAUAGGUGAAGGAGACAUUAAUCCCAAAGUGCUUCAACUCAUCGGCAGUGAGAAAAUCCAGUACGGUGUCCCGGUCACUAAAUACGACAGGAAAGGCUUCAAGGCACGGCAGCGGCAACUCCUUCUCACUCAGAAAGCAGCUUACGUGGUGGAACUUGCCAAAAUCAAGCAGAAAAUAGAGUACUCUGCGCUCAAAGGUGUCUCUACCAGCAGCUUCAGUGACGGAAUCUUAGUCCUUCACGUUUCGCCAGAAAACAACAAGCAAAAGGGGGAUGCUGUCUUACAUUGUGAAUACAUAUUUGAAGUGGUUACAAAGCUUGUCAUGCUGGUGAAGAAGGAGAACAUUGUAAAUGUUGUUCAGGGAAGUUUACAGUUUUAUAUUAGUCCUGGAAGAGAAGGCACAAUAGUUUUUGACACUGGACCAGAAGAACAAAUCUAUAAAGAUAAAAAUGGACAGUUAACAGUGGUGAGUGGCCGUGUCUGGGGAGGGAGGUGUAGGCAGUUUUAA
This is a messenger RNA of Hippopotamus amphibius kiboko, 3117 nucleotides long. RefSeq names its product myosin IH (gene MYO1H). Gene Ontology annotation, molecular function: ATP binding; microfilament motor activity; actin filament binding. The transcript has 30 exons. NCBI's taxonomy places the organism in Eukaryota, Metazoa, Chordata, Mammalia, Artiodactyla, Hippopotamidae. Gene Ontology annotation, biological process: actin filament organization; vesicle transport along actin filament. The record is from RefSeq and is a predicted model, not a curated record. Gene Ontology annotation, cellular component: cytoplasm; vesicle; myosin complex. The coding region runs from base 31 to 3117 and encodes 1028 amino acids.